AUGUUCGAUUACGAAAAGUUUGGGCGCAGGACGCGACAAUGGAGCUGGAGGUGGAGAUAUAUCCUUCUGCCCAGCUUCGUUCUUCUCUCCGUCUGGAUGUUGCGGCAAACACAAGUUCUGGCACUCGAAGGCAACGUACCGUAUAGUCAAAAUGGUGUCGAGCUUCCCACAUUCUUUACUCCCUUUACAUGCGACCCGAGAACACUUCCACAACGAGUCCGUAUGAUUCGCCGUACACAUGAGGAUUAUGUCUUGCUAGGACAUGGAUUCAGCGACGUCAUAACAGAUUACAAUUGGGACACCCAGGGCAACGACGGUUGGGAGAACGACCUUACCCGACAGAUGAAGCUGUACUUGAAUGCUAUCGAGGCACUAGAGCCAAGUCGUGCCAUUUUCAUUGAUCUCGGCGCAAACAUCGGCACCCACAUGCUUCACCUUGCUUCACGAGGAUACGAGACACAUGGCUUUGAGCCAGCCUACGCCAAUUAUGUUCUCACUCAUUGCUCUCUUGCAUUCAGCGACAUUACUGGCCUAGUUCGAUUCAAUCACUUUGGGCUGGGUGACAAAGUUCAGAGUGUUUGUAUGAGCUCUGUCAGCGGAAAUAUGGGCGACACCACAGUGGCUACCACGCGGCAAUGUGGAACGACCGAACGGGCCAACAUGGAUACUCUUGACAAUUACCACCACAAAUUUCUUUGGGGUCGAAAAGUUGCUCUCCUCAAGAUUGACAUACAAGGCUCCGAGAUUGCGGCUCUGCAACAUGGGAAAACACUAUUCGACUCUGACAACGCUCCCGAGGUCGUCAUGCUUGAAUAUGAGCCUAUCAGCAUUCGAGCGGAAGGCUACGAUCCACCCGAGUUGAUUAAAUAUUUUGAGCAACGUGAUUACUCUAUAUGGCACUUUGGAAGCUCGCCAUUUGGAUCGGUAACGCCCGAAUAUGCUAACGGGACAUCCGUUGCGUGGAAAGAGUCUGACCUGUACACCUUUGAUGACGCAGAAGGUGGAAUAGGAUAUUUUAACUUGGUGGCUAUUAAAAGGCCUUGGAAAAUGAAGGCAGAGAAUGCUGGAUACAAGUUUACUGGUGGGACCUUGAUGAGAUCAUAG
Cucurbitaria berberidis CBS 394.84 is the source of this 1104-nucleotide messenger RNA. RefSeq lists its product as uncharacterized. The transcript has a single exon. The record is from RefSeq and is a predicted model, not a curated record. The coding region runs from base 1 to 1104 and encodes 367 amino acids. NCBI's taxonomy places the organism in Eukaryota, Fungi, Ascomycota, Dothideomycetes, Pleosporales, Cucurbitariaceae.